Chlorocebus sabaeus (green monkey) is the source of this 933-nucleotide messenger RNA. RefSeq names its product olfactory receptor 5M3-like. The record is from RefSeq and is a predicted model, not a curated record. Gene Ontology annotation, molecular function: olfactory receptor activity; G protein-coupled receptor activity. NCBI's taxonomy places the organism in Eukaryota, Metazoa, Chordata, Mammalia, Primates, Cercopithecidae. Gene Ontology annotation, cellular component: membrane. Gene Ontology annotation, biological process: G protein-coupled receptor signaling pathway.
AUGCUCAAUUUCACUGAUGUAACAGAAUUCAUUCUUUUGGGAUUAACUAGUCAUCCUGAAUUACAGCAACUUUUCUUUGUGAUUUUCCUGCUGGUCUACUUUAUCACCCUGGUUGGGAACAUUGGCAUGAUCAUAUUAAUCAGGGUCAGUCCCCAGCUCAACAGCCCCAUGUACUUUUUCCUUGGUCACCUGUCUUUUGCAGAUGUGUGGUUCUCCUCUAAUGUCACUCCUAAAAUGUUGGAAAAUUUGGUAUCUGAGACCAAAACAAUUUCCUAUCCUGGAUGUAUAGUGCAGUGUUUUUUCUUCAUUGCUUUUGUCCAUGUAGAAGUCUUCAUUCUUGCUGUGAUGGCCUUCGAUAGAUACAUGGCGAUUGGAAACCCUCUACUUUAUGGCAGCAGAAUGUCAAGAACUGUCUGUAUUCGACUGAUUUCUUUCCCUUACAUAUACGGCUUCUUUAUCAGUUUGAUCUCAACACUGUGGACCCAUGGUUUGUACUUCUGUGGGAACAUCGAGAUCAACCACUUCUACUGUGCAGACCCAGCUCUCAUCAAAAUGGCCUGUGCAGGGACUUUGAUUAAAGAAUACACUAUGCGCACAUUGGCAGGUCUCAACUUUUCUUACUCCUUAUUGGUCAUUAUUAUCUCCUACAUUUUCAUCCUCAUUGCCAUCUUAAGGAUGCGUUCAGCAGAAGGGAGAAAGAAAGCUUUCUCCACGUGUGGGUCCCACUUGACAGCUGUCACCAUAUUUUAUGGAACACUCUUCUUUAUGUACCUUAGAAGCCCAACUGAGGAGUCUGUGGAGCAGGGGAAAAUGGUGGCUGUUUUCUACACCACAGUCAUUCCUAUGUUGAACCCCAUGAUUUACAGUCUCAGGAAUAAAGACGUAAAGGAGGCCAUGAGCAAACCGAUGAGUAGAGCAUUUUUAAAUAAAUAA